Molecule: messenger RNA, 3351 nt
Organism: Epinephelus lanceolatus (giant grouper)
Lineage: Eukaryota; Metazoa; Chordata; Actinopteri; Perciformes; Serranidae
Gene: glp2r
Product: glucagon-like peptide 2 receptor
Biological process (GO): adenylate cyclase-modulating G protein-coupled receptor signaling pathway; cell surface receptor signaling pathway
Cellular component (GO): plasma membrane
Molecular function (GO): peptide hormone binding; glucagon receptor activity
Source: RefSeq, a predicted model, not a curated record
AUGGACAGAAGGACUGGAACUGCAGCCAUCUAUCAACAGGAGGUAACUGUUCGGCAAAACACAGUCAGUUUAUUGGAAGGACCAUAAAGUAACUUGGAAAAUUGUCGAAAAGAUGAAGAUUUUGAGGAAUUAAAGAAAACUUAGGGAAAUUGUGGGAAACCAUCUACAGCAAGCGUCCCGGGCUGGAGAACAAUUUCUCUUCUUGCAAACCAUCCUCGAAAUUCAUCCAACAAAUUCUGAAUACUAUGGAGCUACCUGGUGUGGCCAGGCAAGGAGAGCCAUGCUAAGUGGACUUAAAAACGAGGAUAAAACGAGGAUGAGUGAAAGGCCUUGUGAGUGCAUGGCUAAGGCAUGAGGAAGCAAAUCACCAAAAAAAACAGAAACCUGCUGCUUUUAAUGUAAACACGCAGCACCAUGCCGACCUUGCUGCCAACCUGGUACAAGAGGACCCAAACCACAGCAGGACACACACCCCUGCUCUUACUCUUCUUUGUUAUCUUAAACCACCAGAUUCACAUGCAGGUAACAGGCUCAGUGCUUGAGAGUCUGAUAGCUAAACGGACUGAAUACUGGGAGAGCUGCAAUACAACACUGGCAACGAGCACACUCUCAGACACUGGAAUCUACUGUAAAGGAAUGUUUGACAUGUUUGUGUGUUGGCCCCAUUCAUCUCCUGGGAAUGUGUCAGUCCCCUGUCCUUCUUACUUACCAUGGAUCAGCAAGGAGGUCUCCAGGAGGGCACACCGUGAAUGCUUGGAAAAUGGAAGGUGGCGACAGAGGGAGAAUUCUACUGAGCCCUGGAGGGAUGACUCAGAAUGUAAAGAGGACCAUUACUUCAAAGACAAGGAGAAGGAAUUGCUUCGCCAGACAGCCCUCAGAGUCAUCUCUGUCAUUGGCUAUUCCCUGUCCCUGUUCUCUCUCACACUGGCUACUCUUCUGAUGGGCAUGUUAAGGAAGCUCCACUGUACCAGGAACUACAUUCACAUGAAUCUAUUUGUGUCAUUCAUCCUGAGAGCCAUGGCUGUCAUCUCGAAGGAAAUCAUAUUAUACAUCAUGUACUCUAAGCUACCCAAAGAUGACCCAGGAUGGAACUCCUACUCAAGCUCUCCGAUAGCGUUGUUGUGUAAACUCUCCAAAGUGUGCAUGGAAUACUUUGUGGCUUGUAACUACUUCUGGCUCUUGGUGGAGGCCAUUUUCCUCCACAUGCUGCUCUUCACAGCUGUGCUAACCAAGAGAUGUUUGCUGAAGAAAUACAUGCUUCUAGGAUGGGGAACACCUAUUUUGUUUGUAACACCAUGGACAGUGGUCAAGAUUUUAUAUGAAAACACAGAAUGCUGGUCAAUUGUGAACAGAUGGUUUUGGUGGAUAAUAAGAGGCCCGAUCACUUUUUCAGUGCUGGUCAUUUUCUUCUUAUUCGUCAAGAUUCUCAUGCUGCUGCUGUCAAAGCUGAAAGCAGAUCAGGUGAAAUUUACAGACUACAGAUACAGCUUGGCCAGAGCAACACUGGUACUGAUUCCUUUGCUGGGAAUCCAUGAAGUGGUUUUCAUUGUGCUGAUAGAUGAAUGUGUGGAGGGCAGCAGUCGCUAUGCCAGGAACUUCAUCAACCUCACCCUCAGCUCAUUUCAGGGAUUCUUGGUUGCUGUGCUGUACUGUUUUGCUAAUGGAGAGGUCCAAGCUGAACUGAAGAAGCGCUGGCAGCUCUUCCUGUUCACCAACCAUUUUCAGAUCAGGAGCUGUUUUCGGAGUGUCCCCCUCAAGCACCUGUGGAAGUUCACUGGAGGGCGCCACCCACAAUGCUCCCAGCAGAGUGACUGCUACGAUGAGGAUGGCACCUCUGCAUCACACCCGCACCUGUUUCAGGUGGCUGUACAUGGAAUAGAUGAGGGGCUUGGAAUAGGAGAGGUUAAAGGUCAGAGGUUGAAGGUCUGUGGCACAACAGAGCUUGACUUUCUCACCAGGAAAAGCUUGUCCAUUAGUGAUGGAGAGAUGACACUUGGGGAGACAAUGGAGGAGAUUCUGGAGGAGAGUGAGUUCUAAACAAGCUCAUUAGCUUGGUCACCAGUGGGAUAAUGUCACAUUGGCAAUAUUGUUACUUAUUCAACCCUCUGAGACCCACCAUAGAACCAUUUUUAAGGGGAGAAAGCAGGUCAUAGCAAGUCAAAGUUUUUCUAGUCAUAAAUUUGUAAUAAACAUUGUGUUUUGGUUAAGCACCCAUUCAAACAUACAAAAUUUUAUAGCGUAGAAGGCCUUAGAACAUUAUGAUCAAGUAUAUGAUGGCCAUUCUCACGUUCAGUUGUGUCUUAUAAGUUGUUGCAGCAAUUUUUGGGUUGAUACCAUUUGUCACACAGAUAUUAUGCCAAAUUCAGCCAUGACCAAAAAGUCCCACCAAAAAACACAUGAAGACACCAAGGCCUUGAACACCAUGUGGGAGCAAAUGUUUUUGACAUUUGGAUAUUUUGGCAUUUGGAUGUUGAACACCUCUGGAUAUUGCUAAGAAACUCUCUUAUUGUCAAUAUACCUAGGAUAGCCAUACCUCUUUUGAAUGUGCUAGGUCUCUUAUCUGUGACUGUAAAAUUUUACAAGGCUGUGAUUAUCCUAGGGGUCACAAUAGGUUAGUUAAUACAGUAAGGUCAAGUAGGUCAAGGUCAAGCAAGUUCCAAAAAAUUGUCUCACUCCAGUUAAUCGCUAUGUACAGAUAUCUGCAUAUAUAUGCAAAAUCUGUUGGUGACAGGAUGUGUAUGAUAGUUUUUAAAAGAUUAGCGCAAAUAAACUCCUACGCAAGAAAAUUCAGUGAUUACAGUAAUUUAAGUAGAAUAUAUUUAUUUUGCUGUGAAAAUUGAAUACUGGUGUCACCAGGAGUAUACUGGUUGUCCCUUUGCAAAUAUGGAAGUUGCCAUGUGUGGACUUACGUGUGCACUGUACUUAAAGGAAUAGUUUGAAUUGUUUGAAGUGAGGAUGCAUGAGGUUCUUAUCCACAGUCAAUUACAGUAGAAGGGCAUGCCCCCAGUUUGGAAAAGCAGACAGCAAGAAGCUAAUAAUGUACUGCUGUGUAUCGGGGACAGCAGCAAAAUGUAUUUUAGUCACCUAAAAAACAGCGUACCUGGGCUAAAAUUGGAAUAUUUUCACAUUUUCUGGAGCUGUUAAAUCCAUCUUUGCUCCCUUCAAAGCCAUAAGUAUAUUUUGAAGAAAACAGUUAUUAUAUCUAAAGUUCAGUUCAGACCAUUGAUUUGCAAUGAGACAAAACCGUUUUAGAAUGUUUCACAGAAAAUUUGUAGCAGUGUAAACUUUGUGGUCUGAGCUUGACUCAAGCCAGGUGAUGGUGUCACCUGCAACUUAGCUGGUGAAAUCACC